AUGAACGCGAAUGUUGUCAGAGACGACAGUCUCGGGAAGGCAACAGUCAAAAUUGGCAGCCUUCAGCCUAACGAGUGGUGUCGGCUGGUCGAGCGGCUCGAGCAAGGUGGCAGUGGAACUUUGGAGCUCGACGUUUUCUUCAAGCCCAACUCGCACUAUCACCUCAAUUUCCAGCUUGAGCAGGCAAAAGAAGAAGAGAAGAAGUGCUUGGCGGAAGCUGCAAGACUUUCCAGAGAAGUGCAGAUGGCCGAGCAUGCGCGCCGGUGGCUUGCGAAUGUGGACGAGAACACCAAGAUGCCACUGAGUCUAGAGGAACGCGAUUGGGUGCGGGCUUGUGGUGGCAGGAAUUUGGUUGCUCCCGCUUGGAUUACUGUUACUCAGACGCAGGUGGAAGCCUUGGUGCGAGCACGUCAACAGGCACAUCCAAUUUCUCUCUUUCCGGAGGUGGAGCUCUCAUCGGCUUCUCUCAAGCUGAAAGUCAGGAUGAUCGGAGGCUUUGGCCUGACAAGCUCGGCAAGACGGAUCUGCACGUACUGUACAUGUGAGAUACCGCAGAAGCGGGAGUCCUCGGUCUCCACAGACUUGGCAGAAGGCCUCAACCCGGAGCGUGCCCCCGAGUUUGAUGCCAUGGUUCCGUGCCAGAACGCACAAGCUCUCUCGAGACAAAAGCCGCACUGUCUAGGUGGCGAUGCAGCAGAACCGUUCCAGGUGCAGAUGCCGGAAGUAGCAUCCAGUCUUUCUGUUUAUCAGCGUUGCUUGUGCUUGAAUCUGCAAGGAUACAGCCCUGGCGAUGCACUGGUCCUGCACGUGUUCUGUCUUGACCCUCAAGGUGCCUCUGCAGCACAGCAGCUGCACGCUACUUGUGUCCUGGACCUUUGA
This is a messenger RNA of Symbiodinium sp. CCMP2456, 879 nucleotides long. NCBI's taxonomy places the organism in Eukaryota, Dinophyceae, Suessiales, Symbiodiniaceae. The record is from the annotation of a GenBank genome assembly.